Messenger RNA from Cokeromyces recurvatus, 1409 nucleotides. RefSeq names its product beta-lactamase superfamily domain-containing protein. Gene Ontology annotation, cellular component: membrane-bounded organelle; cytoplasm. The record is from RefSeq and is a predicted model, not a curated record. The coding region runs from base 102 to 1283 and encodes 393 amino acids. Gene Ontology annotation, molecular function: zinc ion binding; N-acylphosphatidylethanolamine-specific phospholipase D activity. Gene Ontology annotation, biological process: N-acylethanolamine metabolic process; N-acylphosphatidylethanolamine metabolic process. NCBI's taxonomy places the organism in Eukaryota, Fungi, Mucoromycota, Mucoromycetes, Mucorales, Mucoraceae. The transcript has 7 exons.
GCAUAUUUCCCAGUUACAAGUGGUUACUAUUUAUGGCAUCCCUAGAUACAUUUUUAUUUUUAUUUUUAUUUAUUUAUUUUUAUUUUUUUUUUCUUUAAAUAAUGUUUCGUCGUAUAACAUCGAUUGUAUUGUUAUCCACAUUCACUUUAUUACCAAUGUCAACAGUAAAUGCACAAGAGAGUGUAAAAGCACAUCAUGAUGGUCAUAAAUUUAGAAAUCCUUGGCCCUCUUUUAUCCCCUUUGGCUUUGGAUCUGUCAUCAAGCUACUUGCUACGACUGACAUUAGGAAUACGACUAAAAGGAUAACAGCACAAGACAGAACGAAGAAAGUAGAAAUGAAUUGGAAUUUAAUUAAACAACAGGAACAACUAGAUAAUAUAACUGUAACAUGGCUGGGACAUGCUUGCAUAUUUUUACAAAUGAAAGGAUUUAAUAUCAUUUUUGAUCCUAUAUUUUCUGAUAGAUGCGCUCCAUUUCAAUUUAUAGGGCCUAAACGAUUUACGGAGCCACCUUGUGCUUUAACAGAUCUACCCAAAAUUGAUGCAGUCAUUAUUUCACAUAACCAUUAUGAUCAUAUGGAUGCUAAUACGAUAUCUCAAAUUGAUCAACAUUCUCCUGACUGCAAAUUCUAUGUUCCUUUAGGUAAUAAGAAUUGGUUUAAAUUGUCUAACCAGCUUGAUAGUCAAGGACAUGAAAGAGUGAUUGAAUUGGAUUGGUGGGAUACGGAUAUCCUUAAAAAGUCUGGGGCAACCCUAAGAUUCACUUGUACACCUGCUCAGCAUCAAUCUGGAAGAACAUUAUUUGAUAAAGAUAAGACACUUUGGUCUUCUUGGUGUAUUGAAGGUUUAGAUAAGAAUGAAAAUCCAACAGAAGGGAGAAUAUUUUUCGGAGGUGAUACAGGUUAUCGUGCAAUUCCAGCAAAUACAAAGCCUGAAGAUGAAUAUAACUAUGAAUAUUUAGAUACUUUGCCUCAUUGUCCUGCAUUUAAAGAAAUUGGUGAAAAGGUUGGACCAUUUGAUUUAGCUUUGAUACCUAUAGGAGCAUAUUCUCCGAGAUGGUUUAUGUCUGCUGUACAUUGCUCGCCAGAAGAUGCAGUAGACCUUCACAAAGAUAUCAACAGUAAACAUUCUAUUGGUAUACAUUGGGGAACUUUUGUUUUAACGGAUGAACCAGUUCAUGAUCCUCCAAAACGUUUAGAAGCAGCAUUAAGACAACGUAAAAUAGACACAAAGGAAUUUCAUGUUCUACCUUUAGGUGGUAGUUAUACUGUGUCUAUAAAGUAGUGCUUAAUCGUCAACGUGAUGAGCUUUAUUGAAAUAGUUGAUGUAUUUUUAUAAAAUCCAUAUUUAUAUAGUUUGAAUAAUAAACAGUAAAUGACCUCGAAAAGCGGGGAGUUUUUCUAAUUUAAA